AUGACCGGCGAUUCAAUUGUAUUUUGUCCUGUUUGGAAUUUUCCAAUAGUCUUAGUGUAUCCAGUAGUUGUCCAAUGCUGGAAUAUUUGUAGAAAAUGGGCUCAACCCUUUGGUAUUCCUCUUUCUCAACAUUUGAAAUUAACAUUGAAAACAGUACUAACUGAGUAAUCUGAUGAACUUUGUAAUGGUGCUUAUCAAGCACAAAAUGUUAGUCAAUUUUGGUACAAAGAAAAACUAUCACGUGAAGAUGCUAUUAAUUUACUUAAGACAAAACCACCUGGUACAUUUCUUAUUCGUGAGAGUCAAGGUUUUCCAGGUUCAUAUGAUCUUGCUGUUAAAGUGGAAACAUUACCACCGGAUAUUCAACCGAAAGCAGGUGCUGAUCCAAAUGCUGUACUUGUUCGACAUUAUCUUAUUGAACGAACACCAACUGGACAUAUGCGAUUAAAAGGAUGUCCUGAUGAACCUGAUUUUGCUAAUCUAUCAGCAUUAGUAUAUCAACAUACAGUUACGCCACUUGUGUUGCCAAUAAAACUUGUUUUACCUACUCAUGAUAUUACUGAAGAUUAUCAUUCUAUAACAAAUCAACAACAAGAAACAAAGAAAGUGUCUGCUAAAGAUUUACUUGAAAAAGGAGCUGCUUGUGAUGUUUUAUAUUUGAAUAAUGUUGAUAUUGAAUCAUUAUCUGAUCAAAUGGCAGUAGCUAAAGCAUUACGUAGCACAUUUGAUAAUCCUGAACGUUUACAAGCCACAAUUGUUCAUUUUAAAGUAACAUCCGCUGGUAUUACAUUAACUGAUAAAAAGAAAAAAUUGUUUUCACGACGUCAUUUUCCAAAAGAAAAUGUGACAUAUUGUGGUAUUGAUGAUGAAACUGAUCGUUUUUGGACAUAUCAAUAUGAUGAUCUUGAAAUGUUACCACGAGCAAAAUGUUUUGGUUUUGUUUCAAAAAUAAAUAAUGAUGCAACAUUUUCACAAUCAAAGAGUGAGUGUCAUAUAUUUGCUGAAAUCGAUCUAUCACAACCAUCGACAGCUAUUGUUAAUUUUGUAUCAAAAGUUAUGAUUGACAGUGUACCUGUUUAA
Rotaria sp. Silwood1 is the source of this 1080-nucleotide messenger RNA. The record is from the annotation of a GenBank genome assembly. Lineage: Eukaryota; Metazoa; Rotifera; Eurotatoria; Philodinida; Philodinidae.